This is a messenger RNA of Caenorhabditis briggsae, 756 nucleotides long. The transcript has 2 exons. Bases 1 to 756 code for a protein of 251 amino acids. Lineage: Eukaryota; Metazoa; Nematoda; Chromadorea; Rhabditida; Rhabditidae. The record is from RefSeq and is a predicted model, not a curated record.
AUGGCUCUUUCAUAUAAUCUUAUCUUCGCUGCUCUCGCUCUCAGUGCAGCCGUUUUGGCUGGUCCAGGAGGACGCCACGGACAUGGAGGAGGUCAUGGAGGUCAUGGUGGACCACCACUCCCACCAUUCCUUCAGAAUGUUACUGCUGAAGGAAGACAAGCUUUCAUUGCUAUCGUUACUAAUACUAGCCUCACUAUCGCUGAAACCGAGACUCAGAUUGACUCCUGGGCUGCCACAUACGGAGUUACGACCGAAGUGAACGAAUUCAAAACUCAAGUAGAAACCAAGCUCAACGAGAUCAAGGCUAAUGUGACUGCUGUAAUCAGCAACUUGCCAACUGUUCAAACCCAACUCGAAGCCAUCUUUGCCAACAAAUCGCAAACCAUCGUUGAGCAAUUCCAAGCUAUUCAACAACUCACUCAGCAGUAUCCACAAGAAGUUGGAGUCAUUUUCUUCCUUGCCAAGCCAAAGGGAGGAUUCGGAGGACAAGGACCAUUCGGAGGAUUCCCAGGAAGCCAAGGAGGUAACCAAGGAGGAUUCGGGGGGUUCCCCGGAGGUAACCAAGGAGGUAACCAGGAAGGAUUUGGAGGAUUCCCAGGAGGUAACCAAGGAGGAUUCCCCGGAAACCAAGGAGGUAACCAAGGAGGUAACCAAGGAGGAUUCGGAGGAUUCCCAGGCGGAAACCAAGGAGGAUUCCCAGGUGGCAACCAGGGAGGAUUUGGCGGAUUCGGAGGACAACAAGGUGGAAGAUUCUAA